GGGAAAGCUUUUCCUCCUGCUUUUUUUUUGUUUCCGACUUCGGACCUGCAAGAGGAAAAUCUCGCACAGUGGUCGUGAGGCGGACUAAAAUAGGAAGCAAAGUUCGAACAUUAAAAAUGCUCCAUGUUGCUCGUCGCGCUACUAAAAUGCCAGCGGGCGUGCUUUCGCACUGGAUUUAACAGAGGAACUUCGGUGGCGUAGUCUAACCCUCCCUCGCUCCCAGCAUGCUGAGUUUCCUGCGCAGGACCCUGGGGCGACGCUCCAUCCGCAAGCAUGCAGAAAAAACGCGGCUACGGGAGGCCCAGCGCGCUACAACACACAUCCCGGCUGCUGGGGAUGCCAAGUCCGUCAUUACUUGCCGUGUGUCCUUGUUGGACGGGACCGAUGUCAGCGUCGACCUGCCGAAAAAAGCCAAAGGUGAGGAGCUGUUUGACCAGAUUAUGUACCAUCUGGACAUAGUAGAAAAAGACUACUUUGGACUGCGCUUCAUGGACUCUGCACAAGUUCCGCACUGGCUUGAUGUUACAAAAAGUAUCAAAAAACAAGUGAAAAUUGGCCCACCAUACUGCCUCCACAUGAGAGUUAAGUUCUACUCCUCUGAGCCAAACAACCUGCACGAGGAGCUUACCAGAUACCUUUUUGUAUUGCAGUUGAAACAAGACAUCCUCAGUGGAAAGCUUGAAUGCCCAUUUGAAACAACGGUGGAGUUGGCUGCCUUCUCGCUACAGGCGGAACUAGGGGAUUGUGACCCACUAGAACACAGUCUAGACUUGGUAUCAGAAUUUCGAUUUAUCCCCGAACAGUCAGAGGAUGUGGAGCUGUCUAUAUACAACGCAUGGAAGGAGUGCAGAGGUCAAACACCUGCACAGGCUGAGAUCAACUACUUGAAUAAAGCAAAAUGGCUGGAAAUGUAUGGCGUGGACAUGCAUAUGGUUCAGGCACGAGAUGGUAAUGAGUACAGUCUGGGUUUGACACCCACUGGUGUGUUGGUGUUUGAGGGACAAACCAAGAUUGGCCUCUUUUUCUGGCCGAAAAUCACUCGCCUGGAUUUCAAAAAGAGCAAGCUGACUCUGGUGGUUGUGGAGGAUGAUGACCAGGGCAAAGAGCAGGAGCACACCUUUGUCUUCAGAAUGGACCACCCGAAGGCCUGUAAGCACCUCUGGAAGUGUGCUGUGGAACAUCACGCCUUCUUCCGGCUGAGAGGGCCAGUACAAAAGAACUCUGCACGCUCCGGCUUCAUCCGCAUGGGAUCACGCUUCAGAUACAGUGGAAACACAGAGUACCAGACAACAAAGUCCAAUAAAGCCCGGCGGUCAGCCUCCUUUGAGAGGAGGCCUAGUCGACGUUAUUCUCGAAGAACAAUGCAUAACAGAGGACCUUUCCAUCCUCAAGAGGUUCUUUCGUCGGGCAAUGGAGUCAACUCCAGCAAAGACAAGCAUGCUUCAUCCAGUCGAGGCGCGUGGUCGGGUGUGCCGGUUGUGAACGUUGCGCCUGCUGCUGUUUGUGGCCCGUUGGAAAUAGAGCCUCUGCCCAGGAGUCCUGGAGGGGAAAAGAGAAGUUUGCCCUUGGCAGCUGACCUGAUCGAGACGUGCAUUGAUGACGUCCUCAGGGCUCCUUCUGCUUCCGCCACUCCUACCACGAAGGCUGUCGAUGAGGCGGGACCGAGUACGAGCUACUCCCCUCUCGGUGCCACUGGCGAAGAGUUACCCAGCCUAACUGAAACGGCAGCUCGUCUCAAGCAACUGGAGUUGGGUAGCAGUCCACAUCUGGCCAAGAAUAAAGUCAACAUCAAUAUGGUCAUGAAUAAUCAAGAGGACAUUGUGAAGCUCAGAGAGAAAUGUUGUCUGAACAGUGCAGGAAGUAGUCCGGUAGUCACGUCACUGCGAGCCCCAGACGACCUCAAGAGUAACAUCCUGAAAGCACAAGCUGAGGCCGCCGUUCUUAAGGUUGGUUUGGAGGAACAUGUCCCAAUGAUGGGAGAUAAGAACUGUAAUUUGCAGGAAAACUCCUCCAGGUUGAAGUUGCGCACCGGCCGUAUGGGCAGUAACUCAUCUCUGUCUGGCAGCACUCGCCCUGACAUUCAAGACUCUUGGGAUCUGCUCAAGUCUUCUUCGCUGGUCUCAUCAACAGGCACCAGUGCUGAGAAGUUAGCUGAAGAUUCGAACCCUCCUCUACCCAAGUUGCCAUCAGACUCUGUUGUUGAAGGCAUCAUACUAAAGAUUAAAGGAGAUGAAGUUGACGUUCCAAACACAAACCCAUCACUGACUGAUAAUUUGAUUGACUUCACUGAUCCAGUACCAGUUUUGCCACCUGUGCAGGCGCCUAAAGCUCCCAUCACCCCUCGCUGGAUCAUUCCUACCGCUGCUCCUCCUGGUAUCUUUACUAACGGCCUGCUCGACCUCGAGCGCCCCGCUAAGGUCGCCGCUCUCCCCCCAGCGGAUGGGGGAGCCACUCUCACCUCAGGCCUCCCUCACCCCGCUCACACAUUUCAUACCAACUCAGUGAGCAUUAUGGGUCAGCAGGCAGCCUCAGAGGAUGGAGCCACACCCAGCGGUCUCCUGACCACUGAGCUCUAAUACCCGCAAACGAGCCGAGUCAGCAGCACAGCCAGCCAUUGUAAAGUAACAACACACACACACACUAACAAACUACCUGGACUGGAACUAGGACCAAGAACGUAUUCAUCGUAAUCACAUAUCAGGUUUAGUUUAAAAAACUUCUCCAGUCCAUCAUGCAUAUAGCGACUGCUUCCAUCCAUUUUGACCCUGACAAGCAUAAAUUGUCUGACUUAAACGUGACCUUUUUUGUGCGCCACCUUGAUUGUCAUGUAAUGCAUUCCACUGGACGCAAACCUCACUGACGCGCUGCACUGUAAAUGGAUGAAAGAUGAUGAACGUGUUGAUUUGAAGAGAGAUUAACAACUCUACUCUUUUGAUAUGUUAAAAUAUGAUUCUGUACAUUCCUUGAGCAGCCUUUUUAUUUUGUUUAUUUUUUUUUUUUUAAGCUCUUUUUAGCCACUGGAUAGAACAUUUUUCUUUCUUAGUCUCCUAAGAGUCACUGGAUUACUUUUGCAGCACUGGACCAAUUGCCACUGUCAUGGAUGAAGAUCACUGUUACAGAUUGUUUUUUAUAUAUUUUUUCCCUGUGCAUGUUUUUUUUUUUUUUUUUUUUUUUUUAAUUUUAUUUAGUUUUAUUAUUAUUUUUUUAAAAAUAAAUAUAUCACACUCUGUUUGUGCAUCGUGGUACCAACAUUGUUCUCUCUUCUGACCCUGUAUGAUGAACCCAACCAACCCGAUAAUGUGAUUUUUAUGUUUUGACUGAAUGUGAUCCUGUCCAUGAUUUCCACUUGGAGCUACGUUUUGGAACAUUGGCUUGUUUUUUUGUUGUUGUUGUGGUUGAAUUUUAUAAAAUGUUAUUGUUAUUAUUUUUAAAUGAGGAAUGUAAUUCAUCAGUUGUGUUGAGCUGUAAAAUGUGAACGGUGCUCACAGGAGGCAUGCUGGAGUUUCACACAGUAAAUUGAACCUGUGCUAGCUAUACAUGAGAAUUUAGUCGAUAAAAGUACAUAACGAGCUAUUUUAGGGUCACAACGUGAUACUGUUCCACUCUUCACUAAAAAGACUAUUUGGACUUUGACUAUAAUUUAUCAUUAUUCAAAAGACAGCUCCAAAUAUGUUGCUUUUCCACUAAUUCCCAUGCAUAUUUUGUGUAAAAUCCCACUAAAUUCUCGACUAUGACUGGCUUGUUGAACUUGUCUAGCUACUUUCUUGCCCUCUUGCGGAAACUCCAUCUAUCUGUGUUGAGAAUGUGUGCGCAACCCCUCAAUUGCUGAUUGUUUUACUUCCCAAAUACCUUAAAUGUAAUUUUGUACUUGUGAAAUGAAGAUCGAAUUCUAUAUUUUUGGACUAUAUUAAUGAUUUGAGUCUUACUGUAUAUCGCAUUUAUUCUUAAUAGUGAUAUAUAUAUAUUUUUUAACUACCCCUUCCUUUAUCGUGAUGGUGUCGUUUGUAAGGGAAGCUGACUGUUGUCCCAAUCAGUGCAGUUAUUUAUCUGACCGUUCAGUCUUCACCUAUUACAUGUUCAAGUGUGUGAGUAGCUCAAAAUUGUGACGACCGUCGAUACAGUACGAUAUACAUUUUAUAUUGUUUGCGUGCUCACAGAGGACAAUAACAGCAUUGAAGUCAUUAAAAAGAUGUAGAAAACCAAGUGGAUAACGAUGGCUGCUGUGAUGCUAUUUUUAUCAACUUGAUCACGAUUCAGUAAAGCUUUUAUAUAGCGCAGUCAUCACUUGUUUUGUUUUUUUACAAUUUGGGGAAUUUCUUAUUAUUUUUUUAACGUUUACAUUCAUUUAAUUUUGAGCCGCAAAGCUAUGUGGUUAUACACAGCGUGUAAUUUUCGUUGCUUUAUGUAUAGCUUGAUGGUAAAUUUCAACUUGGAGUGGCAUUAAACAGCUUGAAGCUUGUUUUUUGUAGAAUCUGCUGCUUAAGUGAGUUGGGUUGCGUUCACUGCCACCAUACAGCGCUCAUAUCUCAAGUUUUGCUCACAAGUCAGAGCAAAAAAAUCGGCUGACUGAAGGCUCGUAUCUUGAAAAAACUUGUAGCUCAGGACACUCAUAUCGCAAGGCACCACUGUACAGCAAAAAGUAAAAAAUAAGAGUUAAAAAAUUGGCGCAAAAGCAUUGAAUGGAGUUCAACAACAACAUGGGCAACUGAACUGCAGUGUUACUCGCAACUCCUCCAUUUUGCCACACUUCACCCUGAAAUCGUAGCCCCUCCCCCUGAGCAUCACGUGGUACAAAUAUUAUUCUAUUGGUUAACAUAGGUCAUUUUUAGCAGAUUUAAAGUUCAAUAAAUACAUUAAAGAAAAACAAUUCAUUACAGGUACUGUAUCAAUCCAAAGCAACACUAGAUGUCAGCAAAGUCCUGUUUUUUUUCUUCCUCUGGCGUCUAUCUGCUUUCAAUCCAAUCCAUCCAUUGUCCACUUUAUUUGAAACCAUGAUACAUAUUUGAUGAUGUGCAAAUUUCAGACCAGUGUCCUUCUACUAUGAUCCAUAUCGUCUGGUCUUCAAACAGUAUCAUGACCUUUGCACCUGCAAGCUGUACUGUCACUGCAUGGUGAACAGAAUUAGUGACGUUAGCCGGAGCAUAUCAAAGUGUCACAUCUCGCAAAAUCUUAAACUCGAACGGCUGUCUAACAUAUCCAGCCUUGGAGAUUAGUGUCUCCGGAACAUUUUUUGCAGAUAGCGUUUUGAGCCGAGUGCCGUCACGCAAAAAAGUUGGAUUAGAGAGAUUGGAGUACACUUGCUUUAGAUAGUGCUUCACUUGGCUGGGUGAAGAAAGUGAAAAGAGAGGCUGUGUGAUUUGUGAACUGCUGUCACGUCGCCUUACAUUCGGAGGGAAGUGAUUGCAACUUGACUGAUUGCUCCAUGCAAGUUGGGGGCCGUUAUUAAAAGCGGCGCCACAGUGGCUCAAUAAGUCAGACAGGAGUGCACCCCUCAGCAGAUGGCUGAAACAAACACACACACACACCAUCUUAAAUGAAUAAUGGAUUGCCGUACAUGGACCUUGUGCCAGGUCGCGAUUGUUUAAGCAUGCUCAAAGCUUCUGUGGAUUUUUUUUAUUUCGCGAUCAUAGUCAGGAUAUUUAAUUCGCUUCACUGCGGCACUGUUCAUUGUUGCUCGAAGCAGAUUCAAAUCAACAGCAAUGAGUGUCAGAGCUUGAGCGUUUUUUUCAGAUAUGACGCAAAGUAAAUGUAUGAACUGAAUCACUGGUAUUUGGCAGUAGUCUUAAGAUUGCAUUCAAUUUUGUCAUCUAUAGCAGUGGUCCCCAACCCCCGGUCCGCUGACCGGUACCGGUCCGUGAGGCAUUUGUUACCGGGCCGCAUAGAAAGAAUGACCACUUUAUAUAAUUUCUGUUGUAUUGCGUUUUCGCAUGUCAAAUGUGUUUUAUUUUGAAAAAUGACUGGAUAGUCCCCGCCGCAACAGCUGUGCGUCGCAAUUGACACGGCAAGACUGCGCAGAACGCUGCAGGCAGUUCCGUUUUCGGUCCCAGCUGGCUUGCUCACGGCGGCCGCCAAGCUCAAAGAACAAAUCAUUUCAUAAAUUGGUUCAGUUUAUUACGUUCUCUCAAAAGAUUCGUUCUUAUGAGCCAAACGAAGCAACACUAGACUGCUUAUGUCGGUCACGUGAUACGUUAUUAAAAAUACAGUAAGUUCGCAAACUAGCAAAAAUGUGUAAAAAAAAAAAAAAAAAAAAAAGAAAUGACCAAAAGGAAAAUGACCACCAUAGUAGCCAAAAGAAGAGCCUACGACCUCAAAGAAAAAGCAAGCUUCUUUUAUCCGUUAUGCGUUAUGGCGAGUUGGAUUUUUUGUGCAUUUAACAUUUGUUUUUAAACUGGUCAUGUGAAUUUAUUGUUGAUAUAUAAAUAUAUAUAUAUAAAUAUGUAUAUAAAUAUGCCACACCUUGACAGCCGGUCCGUGGAGGGGAGCCUACUUUAACCGGUCCACGGUGUAAAAAAGGUUGGGGACCACCGUUCUAUAGUGUGAGAUGUGAUGAUCUGUAAAUAUGAGUUUCUAUUUCUACUGGUGGGAACAUUCUAUGACUAUGCUAAUGUGUAAAAUAAUAUGGCUAUACAGUAUUGCAUAAAAUUACAGAAUGUACAGUGCAAAUCACAAUUAUUUAAAUGAGGGGGGAAAAGAUUGAUUCUAAAGUAUAUAUUUUGAGUGCUGUUGAAAAACUGUUUUAUGUGUAUUGAUCCACGUUGGCUGGUGUGUUAAUUUCUUAGUUCACUGGUUCUCAGUGUACUACAGGCACCAUCUAGUUGUUGUAUGCGAAAGAAUCAUCAUCAGUUACUUAAAACUUGUUUUUAAAUCCAGUACAGUUCAGUUGUAUUUAACUUUUAAAAACAAUUGCAUUUCAUCUUUUAAACAAAUGUUUUCAUUUAGAUUUUUUUUAAAUUUUAUUUUAUUUUUUUUAACUAUUUUGUGCAUACAUUGGUACAGUUAUUUUCCAAUAUUUAAGCACAGUGUCAACAUUCAAAAUGUAUAAUGUGGCUAACAAUAAUAUUAAACAUACUUUUCACAUCCACUGUCGGAGCCCGCAAAUAAACCUCCCACAAUUGCCCUAUGGCAGCCCGUAUCAGGUUGAUUCAGAAGUCGAGCGGUAAACUCUGAUCGUCAUUACAUUAAAAGCUUUUGUGCUGUCUGGCGAGCUGUUGUCGACGAUAACAUUCUCUGACAGGUCGCUUUGAAAAGAAGCUUUAGACAUCUCAACUGGAAAAAAUGGCUUUAUAUCCCUGACGUCUGUGUGUGUGUGUGUGUGUGCUCGCGUGCAUCCAUGUUAGAGGAUACAUUCAUAAUCAAAGCUUUGAGAUGAUACAAAUGUUAGUGAGAGGUAAUUGAUCCCUAAAGGGCUUCAUUGUAGCACUGAGUGUGUACGUAGGCAUUCUCACGUCUGUGUAUACGUUUGUGUGUGCCAGGUGAGAUGGCGAUGUGCCAGGUUCAAUAAAAAGCCUUAUUGUUCAGAGGAGAACUCACGCACGCCGACCACAAUUGUUAAUUGGCCAUUUUCCCGUUGGCAUUGUGUCCGUCCGUCUUUACCAGCAGCUCCUAAUUCAUCUGUCAUAAAACCGCCAAGAACCCCCCCCCCCCCCCCCCUUCCCCCCCAUACGGCAGUUGUAUUUUAAAGCUAACAAACCGAAGCAGAAGCACAUAUUGUAAGAUGGCUAUGCCAAUUACAAAGCGAAAGUUGAUCAAGUUUGAAGUUGUUGUAUUGUCUUUAUAAGCUUUUUGUCCACACAUUCAGGGCGCCGCUUCCUCAAGUGUAAGCGGCUUAGCUCCGCCCUCGAUCAUCAUGGUAAGCGGUAGUCAGAGUUGACCCCGCAGUAAGAGGGAGCAGUGGCUCUUUUUCAUGACAGGACCGCCCCCUGAAAACAGGCUUGGAAAAGAAGUUGAAAAGGAUCCUGGGAAUUGUUUUUAAAUUGUGAAGAAAUUGCAUGUAGUGGUACAUUGAGACGAGUUUCAUUCAUUCUGUGACCCCAAAUGUUUUGUGUAUUCUGAUGAGGAAAAAUAGCACUCUGAUAUUGUUUUUUUUUUUUUUUAAACUAAUGACGUAAUUAAAGUAUAAUGUGAAGAAUGAAGCCGUUUUGCUCAUUACACUGCCCCACCUGGGGGCAGUCUAAUUCAGACAUACGGAUACUGAAUACAUGUUGACGGGAGACGUCACAACUCCUCAGCAGUAAUGUUAGUCGUUUUUUGCAGAGGAUAAAGAAUAUAGGUCUUUGAGUAUUGUCCUGUUUUCUUUAGAUGUGUUGCUCGACUGUGUUCAAGUAUCUUUGUUGUGAAGUAAGUUGAAUUCACUGCCACGGCGCAGCGCUCGUGUCUUAAAUUUGAGCUCUCAAGUCAAAGCAAAAAAAUAUAUAUAUAUAAAAAUUGGCCAAAUUGCAGCUCAAAUCUACAGUAGUAUUUCUCCUAAUUGUUGCCCGGAAGCAGACGUAAAUACUCUUAACUUUUCAGAAAUUACAGCCAUGAGGGUCUUGCGGACCUCCUUUUUGUUUUCAGUGAGUUUAAAAAAAAAAAAAAAGAUUCUCUAUUGGGUUGAGGUCAGGUCACUGUUCUUUCCGUAGAAGACGUUGGAAAGACUUGCUUCCAUCUACUGCACAAAUUUCGGCUUUAGACCUACACACAGAGAAGUCAUCCACUGUGUAGCAUGUGUGUGCGUGCGCAUGCAUGUGUGCGUGCGAGCGCGAGCAACAGAGCUCCAUAGAGUGACAGCGGCCCUCCUGUGUGUUAGAAACAUUGCACAAAUGGUUGCUGUCAAUCAUUCCCCACAUCUCCCUAACACACACACCUCUAUAAGAUGUAUUACAAAGAGCUUGGAACACAUAAGGUACCAUCCAUCCAUUUUCUGAGCCGCUUCUCCUCGCUAGGGUCGUGGCAGUGCUGGAGCCUAUCCCAGCUAUCAUCGGGCAGGAGGCGGGGUACACCCUGAACCGGUUACCAGCCAAUCGCAGGGCACACAUAAACAAACAACCAAACACACUCACAUUCACACCUACGGACAAUUUAGAGACUUCAAUCAACCUACCAUGCAUGUUUUUGGGAUGUGGGAGGAAACCGGAGUGCAAGGAGAAAACCCACGCAGGCACGGGGAACACAUGCAAACUCCACACAGGCGGGGCCGGGGAUUGAACCCCGGUCCUCAGAACUGUGAGGCAGCCUUGCUGCCCAUAAGGUUCUAAUUGAACAAAAUGUUUAUUAUUGUGACCAGUGAGAACCACAAAACGGGUGUGAGAGGCUUACCCAGUAUUUCAAUCCAAGCUGUUUUCAAAGAUAAUGAUCAGUAUUUUACAGUAUCAUAUUAUUGCGAUAUUGUGAUUGUAUAAAGGCAGUUUUCAGCUGUGACUUUUGUAUCAUGAAGUGUAACGUGAAGAAAGUGCAAGCAGCGUUUUUGAGCUUGGUAUUUACUCAUCUGCUUGUAAACGUCCCAAAGCACUCUGAAUACAGCGGGAACCUUUUGUCAUGCUCGGAAUUUUAAUUCAUCACAACAGGGAGGGCUCAACUGAUAUCAUGACAUUCAUCUUUAAUUAAGUCUCUUUCUCCAAAUGCAUUAGAAUGACAAUGCAGCUCAGCACAUUUUUUGGGGGGGACAAUUAAGACAUUAAAUCCUUCCUUUUUGUUUAGAUGAAUGCGUUCACCGGCUGUGUGCAUUUUGACGCCUUUUUAUUGUGUUUUUAUUCUCUUAUCUCGCGCUCUGACAAUUCUUGCAUUUCCUUGUGUCCCCUGUGCUUUUUUUUUUUUUUUUUUUUUGGUCCCAUCCUGAUUGCCACAAACACAUCUGUCGCUGCAAACGUCGUUACCAUAACAACUGUUAUUGUGACAGGCAAGUGCAUCUUGUGUGGAGAGUCAAUUCCCUGGAAAGGCAGAGACACACACGCACACACACCUACAGACGCACACACCUUCCAUGAAAUUACCACAUGCAUAUAAAUGUUUCACUGACACUGUAGGUCAACUGAAUAUUGCAUUACAUUCAAACAUAAAAUAGUGCUAAGUUACUCAUUUCCAUGCCUCCCCCCCACACACACAUUCAAUGAUGGUAGUACACCACCAAGUGUGUCAAGAGAAGGGUCUCUAACUCUGCCACAGAGACCAUCUGCUCCGAAGACAGCUAAUUAGGAAAAUAUAUCGUCUUUAUAUCUUCUUCUAAGUUUUAUCUGGCAGGAAAAUAAUGCAUAAUUAUGACUUUCAGAGUCAAAUCACUCACUUGAAGACAGAACUUUGUUCAAGUGAAGUUGACAUUUUUAGGUAGGAAAGUAGAACUUGAUUGUUGAGCUGCUAUGUAAUAUCUCAAUAAAGUUGAGCAAAUAAUGAA
Molecule: messenger RNA, 10366 nt
Organism: Phyllopteryx taeniolatus (common seadragon)
Lineage: Eukaryota; Metazoa; Chordata; Actinopteri; Syngnathiformes; Syngnathidae
Gene: epb41l5
Product: erythrocyte membrane protein band 4.1 like 5
Exons: 26
Coding region: 225-2576 (783 amino acids)
Cellular component (GO): cytoskeleton
Molecular function (GO): cytoskeletal protein binding
Source: RefSeq, a predicted model, not a curated record